UUUUCAUUAUACUCGAAUUUUCCCGCUCAACGCGGAAAUCCAAACGUUCUUGGUUCAGCGACGGUAACCAUAGCAACGGCGAAUAUGGCGGGUAAACAAAGUGAUGAGACUAAUGAAGUAGGUCCGGGAUACGGGCUGAAUCAAUGAGUUACCCGCUUCCUACGUCGAUAUGACACGCUGGAGGUAACAGGACGCCACCGCCUCCCGCACCUCCUUCGGCCGAAGCAACAUGCCGGCCAACCCACAGCAGCCAGGGGCGCCUCAGGGACAGGCAGGGGCACCUCCUGAUGGGGAAGAGGGGGGGAAGACUCCCUCGGGGGAAGCGCAGGCGUCUCCACCAAAGAGCCCUGAGAAGAAAGGAGGAGAUAAAGGGAAUAAAAAGAAGAGCAAGAAGAAGUCUUCCAAGGAGUCGGGAGGAGGUCGCGUUCACGUGGACAUUCUGGGCGAAACGGCGAUGCGCAAUGCUCUCUUCAUCUGUCACAGCGUGCAGGAGCUUCUCUUUUGGCGCGGAUACCAGUGGGCGCCAGGAGGCAAGAAGCAGAAGGGCAAGAAAGGAAAGAAAUGAGGAGCUGCUGAUGGAAUGAUUCGUUGUAAAAAGAGCGUGAUGAAAAUUUAACACGGGUGUAUAAUUAACAUCAGAAUGGCGUAAUUGCGAUAAGGCUGUAAAUCUGGAAACGCUGAAUGCAUAUCUUGCACUCACCAGGGGAAAUGUACAGGGCUAGGAAUUAGGCGGACCGAGGCACUAAGAUGUUCAAAAAAGCUGUAUUAGAUUAUGUAUAUGUGGCUCUCCAUUAAGUGUUAAUGGAGAAUAUGGCUUUAGAACGACUGUAGUCCCCCUCGAUUGCUUUUAGGCCUAGAACGCUGACAAAGUAGAUAUGUUACAAAAGGAAGAGCGUGUGCAAUUGGUUCUGUAUUGCAACGAAACUCUUACUUUAAUAUAUUUCAGAAUAUAACAUCAAAUUUAGACUCCGUAGCUAUUAUUACUCACGCCUUAAUCCGGCCCUGAAUAUGUACAUGGGCAUUAUGCAAAUGUGAUUUAAACUACGAGUAAGGAUGAACUGUUGACACAAUUUAUUUGUUGUGAAGUAAAUUUAUUUAAGGAUUCUGGUUAUCAUGAGAUAAUCAAAAAAUAAAAGAUAUUAUUG
Messenger RNA from Penaeus chinensis, 1145 nucleotides. RefSeq lists its product as uncharacterized. Lineage: Eukaryota; Metazoa; Arthropoda; Malacostraca; Decapoda; Penaeidae. The transcript is spliced from 3 exons. The coding region runs from base 230 to 565 and encodes 111 amino acids. The record is from RefSeq and is a predicted model, not a curated record.